Messenger RNA from Calliphora vicina (urban bluebottle blowfly), 942 nucleotides. RefSeq names its product juvenile hormone acid methyltransferase (gene jhamt). The coding region runs from base 1 to 909 and encodes 302 amino acids. NCBI's taxonomy places the organism in Eukaryota, Metazoa, Arthropoda, Insecta, Diptera, Calliphoridae. The record is from RefSeq and is a predicted model, not a curated record. The transcript has 3 exons.
AUGAAUCAAGCCUGUUUGUAUCAUAGAGCCAAUCAAGUGCAGAGACACGAUGCUGAACAGAUAAUUAAGGAAUAUUCUAAUAUUCUACAAUGGCGUUCAGAUGGCUCAGAUGCUUUGCUGGAUGUUGGUUCAGGUUCUGGAGAUGUUUUAAUGGAUUUCAUUUAUACCAUAAUGCCGCCAAAGUUUAAGAGAAUUGUGGGUUCGGAUAUUUCCCCAAAAAUGAUAAAUUACGCCAAAAAUGUUUACAACUUAAAGGAGAGAUGUGAUUUUAGAGUCUUGGAUAUUGGCACAGAGAGAGAUAUACCAAAUGAUAUGAAGCAGCAAUUUGAUCAUGUUACAUCUUUCUAUUGCUUACAUUGGAUACAAAAUCAAAGACAAGCUUUGCAAAACAUUUAUAAUCUCUUAAGAGUCGAAGGCGGUGACUGCCUUUUAGUAUUUCUGGCUGCUAAUCCGAUUUUUGAUGUCUACAAACUGCUAAGUAAAUCUUCCAAAUGGUCUAACUACAUGAAGGAUGUAGAUCAAUUCAUAUCACCCUUGCACUAUUCCAACGAUCCAAAACUGGAGUUCUCUGCCAUGCUUAAGGCUGUGGGAUUUUCAAAUGUACAUGUAGAGUUAAAGCAUAAAGUAUAUGUCUAUGAGGGACUAGAAAUUCUUAAAGACAACGUCAAAGCAGUUUGUCCCUUUUUGGAUCGCAUACCACUGUCUUUGCAUGACAGCUUUAUGGAUGAUUUUAUUAACAUUGUUACCAGUUUGGAUCUUAGGCAGGAUCAUCAUUCCAACGAAUUAGACUACACAUUUAAUUCACCUUAUAAGUUAGUGAUUGCCUAUGCCCAGAAGUCUCCCAGAAAUGUCAGAGCCAGUAUAAGUGAUAUGAUUAGCCCUUCAAAAGUGGAAAAGGGUUUAAAUUAGUUUAAUAUUAUUUUGGUUUAAAUUGUGAUAGAA